Molecule: messenger RNA, 309 nt
Organism: Colletotrichum abscissum
Lineage: Eukaryota; Fungi; Ascomycota; Sordariomycetes; Glomerellales; Glomerellaceae
Exons: 2
Coding region: 1-309 (102 amino acids)
Source: RefSeq, a predicted model, not a curated record
AUGUCUCUACCGCCAACCUCACCCUCUCUGUUUCAUCAACACUUCUUCACCCCCACCGCCACCCACCGCCCCGCGCCGCCCGUCAUGUGCGAGUGGUACCGACGCAACUACGCCUGCGGGCACCACUUCACGGGCGCCUCAGAGUGGUGCUACCGGUACAGCCAGACGCAGAAGCGGUGUAAGGUGGUGGUCACGCAGGUCGACUACGACUCCUCUGUAUGCAAGAGCUGUAUGAAGAAGGGCGUCAAGACCGAGGUGCCCUGGGAGCACAUGAUUGACCGAUCCAAAUUCGAUCCCAACCAGGAAUGA